UCGGACCGCAAAAGGGCGGAGCGAGUUCGGUUGCACCAACACCGGUACUUAGGCGCGGACCGGCGUGUCCUUGGACUUAGAGAGCGGGACGUCCGGCUCGCGAGUGGGUAUCUCCGUGUCGCGCGCGACUAACGAGCGAUUUAAAAAUGGGUGAUGUUGAGAAGGGCAAGAAGAUUUUUGUUCAGAAGUGUGCCCAGUGCCAUACUGUGGAAAAGGGAGGCAAGCACAAGACCGGGCCAAAUCUCCAUGGUCUCUUUGGGCGAAAGACAGGUCAGGCCCCUGGAUUUUCUUACACGGAUGCCAACAAGAACAAAGGUAUCACCUGGGGAGAGGCUACCCUGAUGGAGUAUUUGGAGAAUCCCAAGAAGUACAUCCCUGGAACAAAAAUGAUCUUCGCUGGCAUUAAGAAGAGUGCAGAGCGGGCAGACUUGAUAGCUUAUCUCAAAAAAGCUACUAAUGAGUAAUAGUUGGCCACUGCCUUAUUUAUUACAAAUGUCUCAUGACUUUUUUUAUGUGUACCAUAUUUAAAUUGAUCUCAUACACCAGAAUUCAGAUCAUGAAUGGCUAAUAGAGCAUUUCUUUCGGGCAGUCCUGAUUUAAAUAAGAUUGGCUUGUGGUUAAAUGAACAGGGUCAGCUUUUUGAGCUUUGAUGAUCAUUUUGGUUCAGCAAGCACUGUCACUGUCCUCCCUUCUAACAGUAUGGUGGGACUUGAUUCCUAGUGUUCAACUUUUCACAGAGGUGGCGAGUGCCGUCUCACAACCUGUAGGAGAUUGGCUUACAUGUAGAUUUAUAUGACUGGUUGUGUUAAUAUGUUUAAAUUCUGAGGAUACCCCUUCACUGUCUCUUAGACCUGCAAGACUAGCUUGUGUUUCAGGUUGUGUUCAUUAGCUUGUUAAAAGGAAGGGCUGCAGAUAAGCUGGCAGUGAUCGUUUUAUCUCUUUGGUCCCAACUAUGCCAAUUUAAUAAAAUUCCCUGUAUCUAAACUGUUGCCUUUUACUGAAUGAAAGGCAUUUUAGUGUGGUUUCUGUAUAAUAUCAAAUAAAGAGUAUUUAACACUUUUA
Messenger RNA from Myotis myotis, 1062 nucleotides. Its product is annotated as cytochrome c. Gene Ontology annotation, molecular function: electron transfer activity; heme binding. Bases 147 to 464 code for a protein of 105 amino acids. Gene Ontology annotation, cellular component: mitochondrial intermembrane space. Gene Ontology annotation, biological process: mitochondrial electron transport, ubiquinol to cytochrome c; mitochondrial electron transport, cytochrome c to oxygen. The transcript is spliced from 3 exons. Lineage: Eukaryota; Metazoa; Chordata; Mammalia; Chiroptera; Vespertilionidae. The record is from RefSeq and is a predicted model, not a curated record.